AGGUGUCCUUAAUGUUUUGUGCACUCAGUGUAUAGCUGUGCUACAUUACAUGGGCCUCACGAGCCUGACAAUGGCUUAUCCCGCUGUCUGCUGGAGAAUGGGAUGAGAGAACCUUUCACAUACACAAGCCCCUCCCACACUGUCACUCAGGUAUAAGUCCCUCCCAUCCCCCCUAUAAAGCCUCUCAUUUGGCUGUGUACACUCAGACUAAUAGGUAACUCUAUAGCCUUGAAAAAGACCUCGCCAACUGGAUAGAUUGAAUGUAUGCAACUGGGAGCCAUUGGGAUACAUACUACUCUUUUUCCUCACAACCUCCCGGUGAAGUAAAAUUGUUUUGAGACUGAGGUUCUAGCCAAUAUGAAAGUGGCUCUUCAAACCACCAUCUGCUUGUGUGUUCUAGCCACAAUUUUACCUCUGGUGAAAGGCACCAAAGUUGGCCUCAACUUCAACUUGAAAAAGAGAUUUAGAGGCUGGCUACCGAGUCGCUUGAGAGCAGUUCUCCACAGCAGCUCUGCCUUAGACUCAGGGAUCCUCAGUGGACCAGGGCAGAGAGAGGAGACAGACUCCCCUGUAUUUCAUUCCAGGUCCAGAAGAUCCAUUGUGACCUCAGUGAAAAGACCUGGCUGUUCUCUGGGAACAUGCACCCUGCAAAACCUGGUCCAUCGGCUGCACAUCCUCAACAACAGGUUAAAGGUCAACAGAGCCCCGGAGGAUAAGAUCAGCUCGCAGGGUUACGGUCGCCGCCGCCGCAGGACUCCCACAGCUCUAUGCUUUGCCAACUCUCCAAGCAGGGAGAUUGAGAUUGGGCUGGAGCAGCGAGAGCCGCUAAGGAAUCCAUCUACAGGCCACCCUGUUCAGACAAACUUGAGUCAGGCAGAGAAGAGGAGUGUCAAUCUAGUGAAUGCCAGGUGUUUUUUUGGCUGGCUGAGAUACUGCUGAGGUCCUAUUCCUGACCAUUCCCUUCCUGUGUGGGGGAAAGGAUGGACAUAGUCAAUGGAGUAGGAAAUGAAUUUCAUGCCACUGUGGAUGAAAGAAAGCAGUGAAAGAGGGAAGCGAUAAGAAGUGUCUGGAUUCUUUCAGUCCAACAUUUCUAGUGUUAAUUCAGGCCAUACAUUAACACUCAUUGGUGUAAAACACCAAGUGUUGGUUUUAAUAGCCAGAGUUAAACCAAAACCACGCCCAUUAUUAUCAUAUUUGCUAGCAUCCUCUAUUGCAGGUUAAUUUUUAUUGUUUCAAUAGCUAUGUUUUUGUAUGUACAUUAAUUAAUCUUAUGCUUCUCAAAUAUAAAUAACAUUUUUUCUAAUCCAAUCUGUUACUUGAUCUUAUUGCACCUGUUACUGAAAUGGUUGUUCCUUGUUUCAUAUGUUUAUCUUCCCAACCCAGCUGUCAUUUUUAAUUCAGGUUGCAGGUGAAUACAAAUUCCAAAUGCUGGAUAUUCUCACUAGCUGGAUUCCAAUUGGAAUUACAUAGAACCCAAACUGGCUGUGCGCGUGCGCCAUCGUGCAUAAAUGUAUUUUGUCCCCCCCCACACCAAACGCGAUCACGACAUGCAGGUUAAAAUAUCAAAACAAACUCUGAACCAAUUAUAUUCAUUUGGGGACAGGUCGAAAAGCAUUAAACAUUUAUGGCAAGCUAGCUAGCUUGCACUUGCUAGCUAAUUUGUACUUUUUAGCUAGCAUGCUGUUGCUAGCUAAUUUGUCCUGGGAUAUAAACAUUGAGUUAUUUUACCUGAAAUGCACAAGGUCCUCUACUCCGCCAAUUAAUCCACACAAACGGUCAACCGAAUCGUUUCUAGUCAUCUCUCCUCCUUCCAGGUUUUUUCUUCUCUUGACUUUAUUUUGCGAUUGGCAACUUUCAUAAAUUAGGUGCCUUACCGCCACCGACUUCGUUUGUCUUUCAGUCACCCACGUGGGUAUAACCAAUGAGGAGAUGGCACAUGGGUACCUGCUUCUAUAAACCAAUGAAGAGAUGGGAGAGGUAGGACUUGCAGCCCGAUCUGCAACAGAAAUAGAACUGACUUCUAUUUUAGGCCUUGGCAAUGCAGACGCUAGUUGGCACGCACGAGCAGUGUGGGUGCAAUAAUUGAAAAACAGAUUUCUAAAUGUAUUUUGCAGCUCACGCAAAAGAGGACCUAUAAAAAUGCUAUUAAUUUUCAAAUUCAACAUAUACCACCAAAAUCAGUUCAAAACUAAAUCAAUGGUGGUGAGAGAAGCGUUGUACCAGAAAUACUGUAUUUGGGACUACAAAGAUCUACAAUGUUUGGUUAUCAAGGCCUUGGAUUCUGUAUUUUCUGCUCAUUGAUACUGUACUUGAACUUGAGUUUGUGUACAUAUCGAGAGAAGUGCAAUUUAAAUAUGAGUACAUAGUGCAUUCGGAAAGUAUUCAGACCCCUUAACUUUUUCCAAAAUGUUUUAAGUUACAGCCUUAUUCUAAAAUUGUUUAAAUUGUUUCCCCACAAUCAAUCUACACACUAAAAACAGGUCCUGUACAAAGAAAUCUUUGUAAAUGUAUUAAAAAUUAAAAAUUGAAAUAUUACAUUUACAUAAUUAUUCAAACCCUUUACUUUGUUGAAGCACCUUUGGCAGCAAUUACAGCCUUGUCUUCUUGGGUAUGAUGCUACAAGGUUGGCACAGCUAUUUUCAGGUCUCUCCAGAGAUGUUCGAUUGGAUUCAAGUCUGGGCUCUGGCUGGGCCACUCAAGGACUUUCAGAGUAUUGUCCCGAAGCCAUUCCUGAAUUGUCUUGGCUUGUGCUUAGGGUCAUUGUCUCCAGUCUGAGGUCCUCAGCACUCGAGAGCAGGUUUUCAUCAAGGAUCUCUGUACUUUGCUCCAUUCAUCUUUCCCUCAAUCCUGACUAAUCUCCCAGUCCCUGCCGCUGAAAAACAUCCCCACAACAUGAUGUUGCUGCCAUUCACCGUAGGGAUGGUGUCAGGUUUCCUUCAGACAUGACGCUUGGCAUACAGGUUAAGAGAUCAAUCUUGGUUUCAUCAGGCCAGAUAAUCUUGUUACUCAUGGUCUGAGUCCUUUAGGCGCGUUUUGGCAAACUCCAAGCGGGCUGUCAUGUGCCUUUUACUAAGGAGUGGCUUCCAUCUAGCCACUCUAACUGAGUGCUGCAGAGAUGGUUGUCCUUCUGGAAGGUUCUCCUAUCUCCACAGAGGAACUCUGGAGCUCUGUUAGAGUGACCAUCAGGUUCUUGGUCACCUCCCUGACCAAUGCCCUUCUUCCCCGAUUGCUCAAUUUGGCUGGGCGGCCAGCUCUAGGAAGACUCUUAUUGGAUCCACAGAAUUGUUUUGGUACCCUUAUCCACAGGUGGACUCCAGCCAGUCAAGUUGUAGAAACAUCUCAAGGAUGAUCAAUGGAAACAGGAUGCACCUGAGCUCAAUUUCGUGUCUCAUAGCAAAGGGUCUGAAUACUUAUGUCAAUAAGGCAUUUCUGUCAGGUUUUUUGAAAACCUGUUUUCACUUUGUCAUUAUGGGGUAUCAUGUGUCGAUUGAUGAGGAGGAAAAAUGAUUUUGUACAUUUUAGAAUAAGGCUAUAACGUAGGAAAAUGUGGAAAACGUCAAGGGAUCUGAAUAUUUUCGGAAUGGACUGUACAUUACAUAUCUCAUAUGGAAUUAUUUUGAGGCCUAGUUUUACCCUAGUACAGUGGCCUGAUGCUCCUUGUUUACAGGCUACAUCAGGCAGCUAAACAACAUUAUUUUGGCUUGCAAAGGGAUGUGCAAUUUCAAUCGGAGUUCAGCUAGUGUUAAGCCAUCCCAACCGAUUUACCUGCAACCUGAAUUUAGAAUUACUAUCGGAAUUAAAAACAUUGAGAAAGGAAACUACCUAACUGGAACAACCGUUUCAGUAACAGGUGUAAUAAAUCUAAUUAAAUGAUUGUAUUCGUUUCAGAAAAAUGUAUGUUAUUCAUCUGUGUAUAGCAUAUGAUUUAUCAUUAAACCAUGUACAUGCAAAAAAAGAAAAUUAAAUAUAUCCUAAAAAAUAGAGCUACCGGCAUGCUGGGAAAUAUGAUAAUGAUGGCUGUGGUUUUGAUGGGAACAUUUUACUCCCCACAGAGUAAAACUGACAAAAUCGCACUCUGUUUAUUAACACCAACACUGGGGUUCUUUUACACAAAUGAAAAGUUCAUUUAACACUUACGGUGAUAAUUUAACACCUGAAUUAACACUAGAAAUGUUACACUGAAAAAUCAACACUUGGUAACCCUGGACAAUUUUCGGUGUAUGAUAUGAAAUAGAGUAUAACGGCUUUGUAACGUGUAUGAUUAGCAGUUGUGCAGUGUAGUACUGCAGUUUAAUGUGUCAAUAGCUACUUGGUCAUGUAUCAUGUUUAUGUGACGCUAAGCAUCAUGGUCAAACAUUAAAAUAUCCAUACACCUAAAGUUAUAUACAUGUUUUCCCUUCGCUUCAGCGGUUUCAUUCAGUGGAGUUAUGAAUAUUUUAAGUCAUGGUAAACAGACUGUGAUGAUCCUGCUCUUUGGAAAGUGGUGACAUUUGUUUGGCUGACCAAAUCUAAACAUGGUUACUGAAAACGCAAGUUAGAGAAGAAUUAGGCAAGGCAGCCUAAUUCUGAUAUUUUUUUCAUUAAUUGGUAUUUUGACCAAUCAGAUCAGCUCUAAAAAAAAAAGAUCUGAUGUGAAAAGAU
Molecule: messenger RNA, 4641 nt
Organism: Oncorhynchus keta (chum salmon)
Lineage: Eukaryota; Metazoa; Chordata; Actinopteri; Salmoniformes; Salmonidae
Product: pro-adrenomedullin-like
Exons: 4
Coding region: 358-939 (193 amino acids)
Biological process (GO): positive regulation of heart rate; regulation of systemic arterial blood pressure; adrenomedullin receptor signaling pathway
Cellular component (GO): extracellular region
Molecular function (GO): hormone activity; adrenomedullin receptor binding
Source: RefSeq, a predicted model, not a curated record